This is a messenger RNA of Rhea pennata, 639 nucleotides long. It is a transcript of the gene BHLHA15, whose product is annotated as basic helix-loop-helix family member a15. The transcript is spliced from 2 exons. Gene Ontology annotation, biological process: axon development; sensory organ development; positive regulation of transcription by RNA polymerase II. The record is from RefSeq and is a predicted model, not a curated record. NCBI's taxonomy places the organism in Eukaryota, Metazoa, Chordata, Aves, Rheiformes, Rheidae. Gene Ontology annotation, cellular component: nucleus. Gene Ontology annotation, molecular function: E-box binding; protein dimerization activity; DNA-binding transcription factor activity, RNA polymerase II-specific. The coding region runs from base 106 to 639 and encodes 177 amino acids.
GCAAAGUAUUUUCUCCCAGCAGCUUUCCAUGAUAUCAGAAGGCAUAUUGAUGCUUAGUGCAGAAGAUUCAUUUAAGGGUGAUCAGGCUGGAAUGUCAAUGGAAACAUGAAAACUAAAACCAAAGGAAAGAAGCAAAGGCUUACUGUUGAUAAAGAAGCAUUUUCAGAGGAGUCAACGGUGAGAAAGAAAGAACUGGUGAAACGCUUGCAACACAAAGAAAGGAGGAAGGGGGGAAGCAAGGAAAGCAGCAAGAGUACUGCAGCCAGAGCCAAGCAUGCUUGGAGCAAUACAGACAGACGGUUGAGGAGGCUGGAAAGCAAUGAACGUGAGAGGCAGAGAAUGCACAAGCUCAACAACGCUUUCCAGGCCUUGCGGGAGGUGAUCCCCCAUGUGAGAGCUGACAAUAAACUUUCCAAAAUAGAGACUCUGACGUUGGCCAAAAAUUACAUUAAAUCCUUGACCUCUAUUAUACUCAAUAUGUCCAAUGGACAUUUUCCAGCUGCAGAAGGAACAGGGGGAACCAGUGGAUCAAAACUGCAGCAGCAAUACCAACAGCAGCAUGGGGAUGGUGGACAUGAAGAAAGUGUAAAAAAAUAUUCCAUGCCGAUUCAGAGCUUCAGCCAAAGCAGCCAUAGUUAG